This is a messenger RNA of Cryptomeria japonica (Japanese cedar), 864 nucleotides long. RefSeq names its product protein NRT1/ PTR FAMILY 2.13-like. The record is from RefSeq and is a predicted model, not a curated record. NCBI's taxonomy places the organism in Eukaryota, Viridiplantae, Streptophyta, Pinopsida, Cupressales, Cupressaceae. The transcript has a single exon. Gene Ontology annotation, biological process: transmembrane transport. The coding region runs from base 1 to 864 and encodes 287 amino acids. Gene Ontology annotation, cellular component: plasma membrane. Gene Ontology annotation, molecular function: transmembrane transporter activity.
AUGCAACCGGACGGCACUGUGACUCGACCAUGGAACCUCUCACCCAUCCACAGAAUAGAGGAUUUGAAAAUCCUAAUUGCAAUUCUACCCAUGUUCUCUGUCAAAAUCUGCAAUUCAAUUACAUCACAGCAAUCAACAUAUGCAGUUUUUCAGGCCCUCACAAUGAACCGAAAUGUGGGCUCCUCAAGCAUCAAAGUGCCCGCAGCUUCCAUCCAUGUUGUCUCAUCCUUGGUGGUCAUUUUCUGGCUUCCACUCUACGACAAAGUGUUGGUUCCACUUACCAGGCGCCUCACAAAACAAGUAAGAGGAAUUACACCACUUCAAAGAAUGGGAGUAGGCUAUGUAUUUUCAUUGAUCUCAAUGUUAGUUGCUGCUUUAGUUGAAGUGAAGAGACGAAAUGUGGCCAAAAGCCAUGGCCUCACAGAUGACCCAUCAGCCAUAGCUCCAAUUUCUGUGUUUUGGCUUGUCCCUCAGUUUUUUAUACAGGGUCUGGCAAAUUGCUUUCAUGUAGUGGGUUCUCUGGAUUUUUUCUAUACUGAGUUUCAACCCAAUUUGCGUAGCACAGCUAUAGCGCUUUCCUCCAUUAUGUAUGCGGUGGCGGACUAUUUGAGCGUCUUUAUGGUCACGCUUAUUCACAGAUUGACGGGUGGUAAUGGGAAACCUAAUUGGCUUGACAGUAACAUCAACCGUGGGCGACUAGAUUAUUUCUACUGGCUCUUGUUGGUCAUGGAGAGCAUCAAUGCUUUGUAUUUCAUGUUGCUUGCAUAUUUCUACAAGUAUAGGGAGAAUUUUGUGGUGGAUGGCAGUGAAACGUCUGAUGUGUCUGAUGGCCAAGAGAUGGUGUCUAAGAAUAUAAAAAUAUGA